AAAUGAAGAAGAGCUCCAGCCUCAACCUUCUCCUUCUUGCUUUUCUCACUGUCUUCUUUAGUUCUCUCUUCCCCAUUUCCAUUGCUUUUGAUUCCGAAACUGAUAAUGAAUUAGCAUUCACAUACAAUGAAGGAACAGGCAAAGGACCAAAGAAAUGGGGUCUUAUAAACAAGAAAUGGGAAGCAUGUAAUAAUGGAAAAAUGCAAUCACCCAUCAAUAUUCUUAAGGAUGAAGUUGAAGUUUUGCCAAGUUUAGGAAAAUUAAAAAGGGACUAUAAAGCAGCUCCUGCUACUGUGCAAAAUAGGGGACAUGAUAUCACUGUGAGAUGGAAAGAAGAUGCAGGGAAAAUUAAGAUCAAUGGGACUGUUUUCAAACUAGUCCAGUGUCAUUGGCACUCACCAUCUGAACACAUCAUUAAUGGUUCAAGAUAUGAGGUAGAGCUUCACAUGGUUCAUUUAAGCUCUGAAGGAGGGAAAGCUGUGGUGGGAAUACUUUACAAAUAUGGGACGCCUGAUUCCUUCCUUUCAAAGAUACUUCAUCACAUAAAAUCAGUGGGGAAGGAAGAGAGAGAUUUGGGGAUGGUUAAUCCAGGAGAAAUUAAAUUUGGGAGCAGAAAAUAUUUUAGGUAUAUUGGUUCUCUUACAGUACCUCCUUGCACGGAAGGAGUGAUUUGGACAAUUGGCAAGAAGGUAAGAACUGCUUCAAGGGAGCAAGUUAAAGCACUAAGAGAUGCUGUUCAUGAUGGCUUUAAGGCAAAUGCAAGGCCAAUUCAGCCAUUAGAUGGUAGAUCAAUUUACUUGUACUCUCACCACAAGAUCUGAUCUUCUGCUUCAAGUUCUUUACAUUACAACUGCAAGAGAGCGUUCUUGGCCUCAGAGAGUUUGAAAAAUUUUACAAUACAAUUAUUUUAUAUUUAAUAAUUUUAUUAUAAUUAUUAAUUAUAUUGAGUUUUAUUUAAAUUUCACUAUAAUCCAUAAUUAUUAAGACCGUCAAUCUU
Manihot esculenta (cassava) is the source of this 997-nucleotide messenger RNA. Its product is annotated as alpha carbonic anhydrase 4. NCBI's taxonomy places the organism in Eukaryota, Viridiplantae, Streptophyta, Magnoliopsida, Malpighiales, Euphorbiaceae. Gene Ontology annotation, molecular function: carbonate dehydratase activity; zinc ion binding. The transcript has 7 exons. The coding region runs from base 3 to 821 and encodes 272 amino acids. The record is from RefSeq and is a predicted model, not a curated record.